Molecule: messenger RNA, 1542 nt
Organism: Aspergillus niger
Lineage: Eukaryota; Fungi; Ascomycota; Eurotiomycetes; Eurotiales; Aspergillaceae
Exons: 5
Coding region: 1-1542 (513 amino acids)
Biological process (GO): transmembrane transport; carbohydrate transport
Cellular component (GO): membrane
Molecular function (GO): carbohydrate:proton symporter activity
Source: RefSeq, a predicted model, not a curated record
AUGCAAGGCCUAAAGCAGCAUCUUACUCUGUUUAGGAAGCUCACACUAAAGCUCCUAUGUGCUGCAAUCUGCUUUGGCUUAUCGGGCGCUGCCCGGGGUCUUGAUUCUGGGCUUAUCGCCAGCACUGUUGCGGAACGGUCGUUCGUUGACCAAUUUCAUCUAGAGGCCAAUUAUCUCAGUGCGUCCCAGAAAGCCAAUCGCUUGUCGAAUAUCACCUCUAUGGUCCACAUAGGCAGUCUACCGGGGGCUAUAGUCGCAUUCUUGUGCAGCGAGCGCAUCGGAAUCCUUUGGACCUUCCGUCAAUGUUGCUUGAUGUGGAUCAUUGGUUCUGUGGUGUUUAUCACAUCCCGUGACCUUGGGCAGGUAUAUGCCGGUCGCUUUAUAAUGGGUCUUGGUAUUGGACAGUUUGGUGUGAUGGCCCCGAUCUACCUCGGGGAGGUGGCACCCAGGGAAAUUCGCGGGAUGCUUGUGGGUUUAUACGGCAUGUCAGAAUAUCUAGGAAUUAUGAUCGGGUACUUCUCAAUAUGGGGAGCGUCCAUUCACAUCCCCAACUCGAGUGCCAAACAGUGGGUCAUCCCACAAAGCGUUCAGAUUAUGUGGGCAGGCCUGCUGCUGAUCGCUUCCAUGUUUUGUGAGGAGAGUCCUCGCUUUCUAUGUCGAAAGGACCGUCCUCAGGCAGCACUCCAGUCUCUUGCACGACUAUGGAAUGUGUCCCCACUGGAUCCGGGGAUUCAUGUGGAGGUCUCGAAUGUCAAAAUUCAGCUCAAACUUGAGCGCGAGGUGGCAUCACGAUCAGGCCUUAUUGGAGUGCUGAAAGAGCUGUUUGGAACAAAGUCCCACUUGAAACGGAUCGCUUUCGUGUUUGUCCUGCAGUGUUUGGGCGAGUGGUCCGGUCCAAACUCAGUGACUACAUAUGCCCCCGAGUUAUUCGGACUCUUCGGUAUCCAAGGACAGUCGCAAAAGCUUUUCACAACGGCGGUUUUUGGUGCUGUCAAGUUUGUAUUUGCGCUGAUUUCGGCAGUCUUCUUUAUAGAUUAUUUGGGCAGGAGAAAGACAUUAUAUAUCGGUCUCGUGCUCCAAGUUAUCGCCCUGACCUAUGAUUCGAUCUUUCUCACAAUAUUUAGCUCUCUAUCUGGCCAGUCGCAAGAUGACCCAGCAGUAAGGCAUGCGGCAAUCGGCGCGAUUGUGAUGAUUUACUUCAUCGGCAUUGGAUGGGCCUUGGGCUGGAAUUCAAUCCAGUAUUUGAUCACCGCUGAAUCCUUCCCCCUCGGGGUUCGGAUAGCAGGGGUCACUCUCGUUACACUGUGGCACUACGCCAACCGGAUCGGCAUUUCCAAAGCAACCACAUUGAUGCUGCUCGACCACGACUCUCUAACACCCAAGGGUACUUUCUGGUUUUUCACUGGGAUGUCCUUGCUGGGUCUCCUAUUCACAUGGUGUUUCCUGCCCGAAACUGCCGGUAAAGGGUUGGAAGAAACGAAUGAGCUGUAUACGGGGGAUCGGAGUGGCACAACCCCGCAUGACCAAAGAAAUGCUGAUUAG